This is a messenger RNA of Diprion similis, 613 nucleotides long. RefSeq names its product 40S ribosomal protein S12, mitochondrial (gene tko). Gene Ontology annotation, molecular function: structural constituent of ribosome. The transcript is spliced from 3 exons. The record is from RefSeq and is a predicted model, not a curated record. Gene Ontology annotation, biological process: translation. Bases 113 to 532 code for a protein of 139 amino acids. Gene Ontology annotation, cellular component: small ribosomal subunit; ribosome. Lineage: Eukaryota; Metazoa; Arthropoda; Insecta; Hymenoptera; Diprionidae.
UCUGCAGUAGUUGUCAUCAUCGGAUUCCGAGCAGAAGACGCGUGCAAGUGAAUUGCCGAUGAAAAGUGAAAAUCAGUUAAAUAUUAGGGAAAUAUAAUAGAAUUUUAUAAUAAUGAAUUUCCUUAGUAGAAAUAUAACCUCUCUGGUGCAGGCGUGUAGCAGCAAUACGUUGCGAGGUUUUGACGUCGUCAGAACUACGACCGGACUUUGGAAAAUGCACUUGACUGGUCCGAUAAUAAAAAACAGACCAAACAAAAACCCGUUAGAUGGAGCGCCGUUCGCCAAAGGAGUUGUACUCAAAACUCUCAUAAAGAAACCGAAAAAACCAAACUCAGCUAACCGGAAAUGCGUAUUGGUCAGACUGUCGAAUGGGAAGGAAAUGACCGCCUACGUCCCAGGAAUUGGUCACAAUCUUCAAGAACAUAACAUAGUCCUCGUCAGGGUUGGGAGAUGUCAAGACGUGCCUGGAGUCAAGAUAAAAUGUGUCCGAGGAGCCUACGAUCUGCCCCACGUAAUUAAGACGCCUAAAUAAAUCCUAAUACAUGGAUUGAAAAUUACUUUUUGAUAGUUUAUAGUACAAGUUUCAUCAAUAAAACCAUGAUCUUUAUUCAUA